CGCGCGGGCGGUUGUGCCGGCGAUGGCGGCGAUGGCGGUGAUGGGGAUCGGGAUCGGGGCUGAGGCCGGGGCCGAACCCGGGGAAGGGCUGGCGCGGCUGCCGGAGCUCUGCAACCGCCGGCUGGCCGAAGUGCUGCGGCGGGUGGACAGCGUCGACCUGGUGUGGCUGCGGGAGAUCCGCGAGGAGGCGGCCCUUAUGUUCGGCAGCCGCUGCAGCAAUGAGCCCGAGCUGAUGCCCAAGACGCCGUCGCAGAAGAAGAGGCAGCGGAGGAAGCGACCGUCCAACCUGCGGGAGGAGGGCUGGGAGGCGGGCAGGAAGAGAUUAUCCAGAAGGAAGAACAGCAGCCUCAAGGUGGUGUCCUCCACGCGACGUUCCCAACGAUUCCAGAAUAAGGAGAACCUGGAACCAGCUGGGGCUGGGGUCACUCAAGACUCUCCACCUCAACGUGUGACAAGAUCCCAGGCUGCGACAGCCAAAAGAUCCGAGGCCCUUCCUGAGAUGCCUCCUGCCCAGCGAGUAGUAGGAAAGAUUCUCUUGGUCGGAGUCGGUGCCAGUGAUCGCGUCAGCGCUGAGCUGCACCUCCAGAAGAGUGCAGCCAAACCAGCGGAGCUGCCGUCCACCUCCAUCCUGAGCUUGAACGAUGCCUCUCCCAGGGAAAGUAGAGCUGCUGCGUCUCCGCCAGUGACACCAAAGGCUGCUGAUGCUACCUUCGUUCUAAGCGAAGAGCCUGGGUGCGAGGUGGUGGGCAGCUCUGCUCCAGUCCAGGAGCUUCCCCAGCACCUCAGGGACAGCCCCAGAACUCCGACCAGCUCCCGGCUGAGCCGGCGCUCCGUGCGCAGAAGCCUGUUGGGUAAAACGUCUGUGAUUCACCGAACCUCCUUGGCAGAGAAGUACUCGCUGGCCAGCAAGAGGGAGAGUAUGAUUCGGAAAUCCAUUGCCCGGACAAUGGCCAAGAGGAAGGCGGCACAGAAGUUAUCCGUGUCCGCCGGGCAUGCAGAUGCCCCCAGCUCUGGAGAGGUGCUGGAGCAUGAGGAAGCAGUUUCCGAAACCAAGCCUUCUCCUGGACCGUGUACGCCCUCCAAGUCGAGUCCCCAAAGUCCGCGAAUGUCGCUUCGCUCUCGAACCAUCACCCAAAAUGACCAGCCGGCAAGCAGCAAUGAAAGCGACACAAAUAAGAAUGAAGAAACCCUGGAACCACCCCAGAGCGCCAGGAGGAAGCCAAGCUACAAGAGAGCCGUGGACAAAUGCUAUGACAAUCAGCAGGCAGUGGAUGGAGGGCUCUCUCCUCUGAGAAGGAAGACUCUGUCCCCUGUCUUUCCAGCCAGCAAGGUUGUGCGUCCUUUCAAAACGUUCCUGCACACUGUGCAGAAGAACCAACUCCUCAUGACGCCGAGCUCUGUGGGGAGGAAUGGAGUAAUAAAGUCUUUUAUCCGAUACAACACUCCUGUCCGAUCUGAUCCCAAGGAAAAGGAGAGGCAGAAGCUGGAGACUCUGCGGAGAAAGCAAGAAGCUGAGCAGCUGAGGAAAGAAAAACUGGAGGAGGAGAAGAAACGGCGACUGGAAGAGGCCAAGCUGAAGCGUGAGGAGCGCCUGCGCAAAGUGCUGCAAGCUCGGGAACGGGCAGAGCAACUGGAGGAGGAGAGGAAGAAGCGCAUAGAGCAGAAGAUAGCUCUGUUUGAGAAGAGCGAGAAGGUGCGGGAAGAAAGGCUGGCAGAAGAGAUCAAAAAGAAAGCAGCGGCCAAGAAGAGGGAAGAAGCGGAGGCCCGGCGCAGGCAGGAGGAGGAGGCCAGGAAGCAGAGAGCACUGCAGCAGGAAGAAGAGGAGCGUCGGCGCAGAGAGCUGAUGCAGAAGAGAAAGGAAGAGGAGCAGGAACGUGCUAGGAAGAUUGCUGAGCACAGACGGGCAGAACAGGAGCGAGAGAAGCGGCUGGCUGCCGAGAGAGACCUGGAGAGGAAGAAGGAGCAGGAGAGGAUCCAGGCAGAGAAGCUGCGGGAACAGCAGGAGAAGUCUGCUCACCUGCAGAAGGAAGUGUUGGCUAAAGAACAGCUCCAGAAGGAGACGAAGAAGAAAGAAGAGGAGCAGCAGAGGCUGGCAGAGCUGAAGAGGCAGGAGCAGAAGGCGCUGUCAGAGGAGCAAAAGGCUAAGGAGAGAGAACAGCACCUGGAAAGCAAGGAGAAUUUGCCUGCAUGCACCUCGUACCAGAUGACUCCGCAGGCCCCGAAGGAGCCAAAGCCCACCAUGGAAAAUCCCAACAACUAUGGGCUGGACCUGAACAGCGAUGACUCCACGGAUGAUGAAAGCCACCCUCGCAAGCCCAUCCCUGCCUGGGCCAGUGGAAACCUGCUCAGCCAGGCCGUGAUCCGCCAGUACUACAACCCGCCCAACAUUGACGAGCUCUUUGGGGCGAUUGCCAGCCCCAAGCUGGAGGACAUCUUCUACAAAAACAAACCACGCUACUUCAAGCGCACCAGCUCUGCCGUCUGGAAUUCCCCACCCUUCCCGGGCACCAAGAUGGCGCUGGGGCUGCCAUAUGGCCUGAAGAAGCACUGAGGGGCCACGCUGUUCCUUGUUGAGCGUCUCUGUCUUGUGAGUGCGUGCUCCCAUCUCUCUAGGGGAGAAAAGAGCCACCGUUUGGCAUCUGUAAAGCUGUAGGUAUUGGCA
Messenger RNA from Cuculus canorus (common cuckoo), 2662 nucleotides. RefSeq names its product inner centromere protein (gene INCENP). Gene Ontology annotation, biological process: positive regulation of protein serine/threonine kinase activity; mitotic cytokinesis; meiotic spindle midzone assembly. The record is from RefSeq and is a predicted model, not a curated record. The transcript is spliced from 17 exons. NCBI's taxonomy places the organism in Eukaryota, Metazoa, Chordata, Aves, Cuculiformes, Cuculidae. Gene Ontology annotation, cellular component: kinetochore; meiotic spindle midzone; nucleus. Bases 23 to 2551 code for a protein of 842 amino acids. Gene Ontology annotation, molecular function: protein serine/threonine kinase activator activity.